Oppiella nova is the source of this 2952-nucleotide messenger RNA. NCBI's taxonomy places the organism in Eukaryota, Metazoa, Arthropoda, Arachnida, Sarcoptiformes, Oppiidae. The record is from the annotation of a GenBank genome assembly.
CGCCGGACUCUAUUGAGGGCCGACAGAAGAUGCGGGAGAAGUGGUUGCAUCAGGUGUUUGAUGCGGCCGACAGCGACCAGAAGGGAAUGUUAGACGAAUGGGAAACCAUUGCACUCAUGAAGAAACUCAAUGAUAAGCUCUGUAUUAGAAGCUUAAAGCAAAAGAUAAUGGAAUUUGAGUUCGGAAAGGAUGAGGAGGAAAGGGGUCGGAUCAGCAAAAAAGUGUUCAUUACUUUGUUUACAGAAUCCAGCACAAGACCUGACAUCUACUUCAUCCUCGUCCGAUAUUGUGGAAGAGAUUACAUGACUGUGGAAGACCUGCAGUUGUUUCUGGAGGGAGAACAGGGUGUGUAUGGUCUGAGUGUCGACGAGUGUAUGGAUCUCAUCAUGAAAUACGAGCCCUCAGAAGAGGCCCGAAAUAACAAGCAGUUACUCAUCGAUGGUUUCACUCAAUUCCUGCUCUCAGAAGAAUGCGAUAUAAUGUCAGUCCAUCACAAAGACAUCUGUCACGACAUGUCUCAGCCAUUAUCACAUUAUUUCAUCUCAACCUCUCAUAACACGUCAGUCUUAGUCACGAAGGCUAUUCAAUGGACACUAAUCUCUGCAUUCAUUGUAUUCACAGUUAUCUACUCGAAGACCAACUCAAAGGUCCGUCAAGUGCUGAGGGAUACGCCAGAGCUUUACUCCAAGGUAUUGUCUCUGCAAUCAUAUUCAGUGCGCUUUUGUUUGCUUAAUACAGAUUUUAUUAAAGGGUGUCGUUGUGUGAAAGUAGACUGUUAUGAUGGAAAUGAUGGUCCCGUUGUAUAUCAUGGAAAUACAUUAACUUCUAAAGUAGCUCUGGAGGACAUCCUCGAGACCAUUCAUGCCAAUGCUUUUGUCGUCUCAGAAUAUCCAUUGAUAAUCCAUUUGGAGAAUCACUGUUCGGUGGACAACCAGAAGCAGAUGUCAACGAUGUUUAGGAAUACUUUCGGUGCGACUCUUCAUAUUCCUAGCGCUGAAGAACCCUUACUCGCGGCUCAAGUAUCACCGGAACAACUGCGGGGAAAAGUCAUCAUAAAGGGAAAGAAGUUAUCACCAAAUGGUGACACAAACGACGGCAACGUUAGCGACGAAGACGAUGAAUCUCGCGGAAGAGAUGUUCACAACAAACACAUUCCUUUGUGUCCAGAACUUUCAGAUUUGAUUGCAUUGACUCGGAUUAGAUUAUCUGACUUCUCAUCACUGCAACAAUCUCAGUCAGAAGUGAGUCAAUUGAGCGAAGCGUUGGCCUCCAAGUUGGCGCUGAGUUGUGCCGAGGAGUUGGCCCACCAUAACAAGGCCUUCAUCACUCAGGUCUCGCCCGAUGUCAGUCGUGUCGACUCGAGUAAUGUCAAUCCACUGGACUUCUGGAACUGUGGCGUCCAAUUAGUCGCUAUGAAUUACCAGACCGGCGGACAAAUGAUGGAUCUGUACAGGGGUUGGUUCAGUCAAAACGGUUCGUGCGGUUAUGUAUUGAAACCGGCGUUUCUUAGGGAAAGGUUCUGUUUGUUUAACUCCAGACGGAAAGACUCGUUGCCCGGGAUCGAUCCGUUGUGUAUUCGCCUAAAGAUAAUAAGUGGUCAGCAGUUGCCUCGGCCUCGAGGGGCGUCCAGGAUCGAUCCGUUGUGUAUUCGCCUAAAGAUAAUAAGUGGUCAGCAGUUGCCUCGGCCUCGAGGGGCGUCCAGUAAGGCCACGUCAAUAGACCCCUAUGUGAUGGUCCAGAUGUUUGGUGUGUCGGCGGACUGUGCGGAGGCGCGCACGAGAACCGUCUCCAACGAUAAUCCCCUCUUUGAGGAGAGCUUCGAGUUCAACGUAUCGGUGCCUGAAUUAGCGCUCUUGAGGUUUGUGGUGCUCGACGACGACUAUAUCAACGACGACUUCAUCGGCGAGAAAGUGGUUCCCGUGGAGUGCAUCCAAAGCGGUUACAAACACAUUAGACUCAAUAACAUGAACGGCGAAUGUCUUCCCACCGCCACUCUCUUCGUCCACAUCUCUCUGACCCAUCGGUACGGAUCCAAACAGAAGUUGCGACGGAAAAGGAGUUGGUCUCAGAAACAGUCCACUGAUUUGCGGUCUAUUGGUGUCAAAGCCAUUGACGAACAGUUCAAAAACGCCUCCACUUUAAUACACGAGUCAAUCCAAUUGAGGAGAGGUGUCGAGAAAGUUAUCAUUGAUUUGUGCGAUGAGUGCUCUUUGCAAGAGUCGGCUAAUAUGGCUCAAUGUCUGCGAGUGGUCACUCUUAGGCUGGCCUCCACUUCCACCGUUCAAACGUGCGAAGUGGUCACCACUGAUCAGGGGUAUCCGGUACUGAGAGCUACGGGAGAGUUGACACCAAAGCUAACGAAGACAAUGAAUACCGUAGAGAAAGCCGUCUCUGAGUUCUAUUACGUGACCCAAAACGCCAAGAACUCCAUAGAAAUGUUGUCUGAGAUUCACGAAACGGUCGUCAGUCUUGGCGAUCAAUUGCCCACUCAUUGUACGUCUCAAAGCAUUAAAGGCAGAAAAGCCGACAAAAUCGCUGAAAACUUCAUGUGGGAUAUGAGUGUCUUAAGGACUGAAAUGGAUUUGUUGAGUGCCAUCAAAAACGACUGCGAGUGUGCCUUAAAACAGGUCGAGAGGUUGGGAUCAUCGCUGAAGAGGAUCUUUCAGAGGGAAAGGGAGAGCAUUACGUCGAGUUCGGCGAAGGAUCCGUUGGCGGUCCCGGUGCUGACCGGCGCUACACUCACACCACAACCGGAGCCAAAACAGCCGCCGCCGUCACCCCUAUCGCCAGGCGAUGGACGCCUUCGAGGCAUCCUUAAGAAGACGUCGCAAUCUUCCAGUCCUUCAGCUUUAGAUCAAAAUGAGUUACAUUUUCACGAAAAUGUUUUCUUAAGCAGUGAUGAGUCAAACGCUUCUAAUUCUCCAAAACUCAAUAAUAGCUAACAAACAGUUU